Molecule: messenger RNA, 1051 nt
Organism: Oppia nitens
Lineage: Eukaryota; Metazoa; Arthropoda; Arachnida; Sarcoptiformes; Oppiidae
Product: mitochondrial amidoxime reducing component 2-like
Exons: 5
Coding region: 1-1047 (348 amino acids)
Molecular function (GO): pyridoxal phosphate binding; molybdenum ion binding; catalytic activity
Source: RefSeq, a predicted model, not a curated record
AUGUUAAAUUCACAGCAGAUAUCAUUGCCAAUAUUUGUGGGAAUAUCAUUAUUGACCACAACAUCGUUAUUAUAUUAUUUAUAUGUAAAAAAUCAGAAAAAAUUUGUUAAUGUCUGCAAAAUAAACAAAUUGUUUAUAUAUCCGAUUAAAGCAGCAAAAGGUGUUGAAGUCGAUCACUUGGAGGUCACUAAAUAUGGUGUCAAAUAUAAAGAGCUUAGAGACAGAUCGUGGAUAUUGUUAGACAAAAAUAACUAUUAUCUUCAGCUAAAAGAUGAGCCGAGAUUAGCACUGACCCAAUGCAGUAUUGAGGGCCAAGAGUUAUGGGUGAAUGCACCCAAUAUGCCGACACUUAAACUUAGAUAUAUUAAACAUCUUAAUAAAGAUCAUCAAUUAGUAAUGUUUAAAAUGUAUAACCAAGAGAUGAAAGGUAUUAAUUGCGGUCCAGAAGUCAACCAAUGGUUUGAAUUAUAUUUUGGUAGACCCGGAGUACGUCUCAUACAACAUCACCCGGACUUAAACUAUCGCACCAGUAAUUCACAUAAACGGAGUACAGAGGAUCACAAAUAUCCGGUUAUUUUUCAAAACAAAUCAACAUUACAUUUGGUUAAUGAGCGCUCAAUUGACGAUUUGAAUACUUAUAUAUCAACCGGUGCUGAGUCUCUUAAACAAGAAAAUUUUAGACCAAAUAUUUUGAUUAGUUAUCCGGAGGCCUGGGCUGAGGAUCAGUGGAAAUGGAUGCAAAUUAACAGGGCUUUAUUUAAGCGAUAUUUAUUAUGCAAUCGAUGCCCCAAUAUUACCGUCAAUCAGGACACCGGAGUCAAAGAUAUGGAAAGUUUGAUUGCUUUGAAUAAGUUUAGACCUCCAACCGGUAUCAACAAGAAGAAGGGUUGUGGACCUAAUUUUGGUGUCAUUUUUGGUUACAUAAGCAGUGGUAUCAUUCAUGUAGGAAACGAUGUCGAUGUGAUGUAUGCUUCAGACAAUAAGUCGCGCCAAUAUAUACCAGUUAUCGCCAACGUUUGGUACAGACUAUACACCAGACAGCGAUAAAUAC